AUGUCCGCCGCUGCGUCGUCCUCCUCCGCCGACGCGGCGUACGCCCCUGUCGCGCGGGCGGUCGAGGCGAUGCGGCAGUCGCUCCGCGAAGCGCCGGAGCGGUUCGCCGCCGCGUCAAAGGAUGUGGGUGUUCUCCAGAAGCUGCUUAGGAACCCGGCUGAUCAGCCCGAGGAGCCACGCUUUCGCAAGCUGAAGCUCACAAACGCGACCGUCGCGCGCGUCCUCGCCACCACGGGUGUACGCGAGGUGCUCGAGGCCUGCGGAUUCUCUGCCGAUGCGGAGCACCUCGAGCUCAGGAUGGAAGCGACGGACACGGCUGCGGUGGCGCGCCUGUCCUCGGCAGCAGAGGCGGUCGAGGCGGCGCAGCGAAUGCUGCAGGAGCUCCACUGGAUUGCUACCGUUCGCGACGAGGUGCCGUCCCUAGCCGCUCGGCCCUGGGCUGCGGACGGCGCAGCGCACGCCCUCGUGCAAGCCUGCCUCGCCGCGGUGAGCGCGCCCGCCUCCGACCCGCUCGCGCUGGCCGCCAAGAUCCCGUGGGUGCGGCGUUUGAACCGACUGAUGUUCUCGGCCGAGCUGCAAGAGUGCCGCUCCUCGCUCUCGCCGCUCGCGUCGGUCGCGAUCGUUGCGCUGCAGACGACCUCGCUCGAGCUGAUUCGGGUGGGCGCUCGCGACGUCCGCUCACUGGUCGAGGUGAGCCAGUGCCUGGCGCAGCUCUGGCCUCCGGGCGAGGCGCGCACGCUCGACGCGCGGCUCGACUUUGCCUUCGCCUGCAUGGAGGCGGCGCUACCGCCUGCGGGCGAGCCGCUCGAGCUGCGGCUGCGGCUGGUGCGGCGGGAGCUGCUCGGCUCCGCCAUCGAAGCGCUCGGCGCCUUCUCCGAGAUGGGCGUGCGCUGCGGCGUCCUCAAGCAGCCCCUCACAAUCGAGUACGUCGGCGAGGCUGGCCAGGACGCGGGCGGGCUGCGGCGCCAGUUCUUCGACCUCUUCACCGCCGAACUGCCCGCGUCGCGCCUCUGGACGCACACCGACGCGGGCGGGCUUCGGCCGGUGGACCGCGCAGCCCUCACCGCUGAGGCGGCGGCGCAGCUCCGGCCGCACAUGGAGGCGUGCGGCCGCGUAUGCGGCAUGGCGCUCUACCAGGAGCUGCAUCGCAGGCUCGGAUGCUGGAAGGGCACCGGCAGGAUGCCGCUGGGUGUGCGGUGGGAGCCAGAGGUGUUCGCGGGCCAGCCGCCGAGCCUGCUCGGCGACUCGUUCGCGCGCUACUUUCUGCGCGCGGUGCGGCACGACCCCCCAGCCACGCUCGCCGAGCUGCAGGCGGAAUUGCGCGCCGAGUGCCCCGACUCUGCGCCCGACUACCGCGCAAGCCCGGAGAUCCUGACGCGCAGCCUGCGCGAGAGCGGGCUCGAGGGGCAGACCUUCGUCCGGCACGUGGGUGGCGCCGAGGUGCCGCUGGUGGAGGGCGGGGCGGCGGAGUGGCUCGAGCGGAUGCUCCGCGCCGAGCUGGUCGAUGGGGUGGCGGCGGCGGCAGCCCACUUCCGGAAGGGGCUCGUAGACGCCAUCUCCCCAGGCCACAUCGACGCGGCGGACGCGCUCACGUGCCGCUGGACGACGCCGCACUUUUUUCUGCUCACUGCGGACGAGCUGCAGGCACAGUGGUCGGGCGCUGCGGUGAGCCGUUCGUUCGUCGCGAGCUGCCGCGCGACGGCGACGGUGCACCCGGAGGUGGCGCAGCAGGCGCAGUGGCUGUGGGAGGUGCUCGACGAGCUCGACGACGCGGAGCGGGCGCGCUGGUUCCGCUUCCUGACUGGCAGCUCGCGCGGCCCGCGCGGCGGAGCCAACCUCCGCAUCGGCCCUCGCGCGGGCGGCGACGGCGCCUUCCCCUUCGCCCACGCGUGCGUCUCCUCGCUCGACCUCCCGAGCUACUCGUCGCGAGAGCUGCUGCGGGAGCGGCUCGGAGCAGCGGUCAAAGCGGCGCACGACAAGUUCACCGAUCUCUGA
Emiliania huxleyi CCMP1516 is the source of this 1995-nucleotide messenger RNA. RefSeq lists its product as hypothetical. Bases 1 to 1995 code for a protein of 664 amino acids. The transcript has 4 exons. The record is from RefSeq and is a predicted model, not a curated record. Lineage: Eukaryota; Haptophyta; Isochrysidales; Noelaerhabdaceae. Gene Ontology annotation, molecular function: ubiquitin-protein transferase activity.